Messenger RNA from Bombus terrestris (buff-tailed bumblebee), 1372 nucleotides. Its product is annotated as coiled-coil domain-containing protein 97. The record is from RefSeq and is a predicted model, not a curated record. The transcript is spliced from 3 exons. The coding region runs from base 210 to 1313 and encodes 367 amino acids. Lineage: Eukaryota; Metazoa; Arthropoda; Insecta; Hymenoptera; Apidae.
AGCCAGUGUCGAUGACGUAUAUGAUAUGGAUUGUAUAAAAAACAUACAUUAAAUUAAAAAUAAAAACAAAAUCACUAUUUUAAAAAUGAUUUACGUCGCCAGUAAAUGUAGAAUUACAAUAUAUGAGAUGUAAUACAAAUUAAUAAAUUAAUUGUAUUGAUUGAAUUAUGUUAAAAUUGUGGUUAUCAAAUAAAACAGUGUGAUUAAACAUGAAUAAACAAGAAGAUACACAAAAUAAUGCCCCGCAUAUGACUGUAGAUUACAAAAAUAACGAAAAUGGUUCGCAACAAACUUCUUUAAAUGAAGUGGAUAAAAAUUUAAAAGAGGAACUGUUGCAUCAUAUAGCAAAAAGUAAGGCAAUUUUUAAGAGUCAACAAAAAGAUGAUCCAGAUUUAACUUUUAAAGAAAAGCUAAUAAUUGCACGUAAUAUUCUUAAAAAAAGUUACUGUUUAUUCUUGUCCAAAUUUGGUCAUUAUAUGAAAAAAGAACAUUUAAAGUUUUUUGAAAACUGUAAAGAUGAAGAUUAUGAAGUCGCUUAUCAUUGUAAUAGAUUACAAAGAUAUUUUAACAACUCAAAAAGACAAACAGAUGUUAGAAAUAGAAGAUACCAGGCCUUAAAAACAUUAAUAGAAGAAGGGGAGUACUUUAGUGAAACUGAAAUGAUGAAAAGAAAUCCAUUAUUAUACGAACAUUUAAUUGGACAAUAUAUGACUGAAGAACAAAAGAAACUUAGGGAUAAUAUAGAUACUAAAAAUAUUACUUUCGUGAAUUUAUUAAUGGAGAAUAUUGAACGGGAUAAUUUAAAGAUGAAACAAAAAUUACAAGAGGAAGAAGAACAAAAUGUACUAGAGGAAAAUGAUACAGAUGAAGAACAAGAGGAUAUAUAUGAUUCGAAGGAUAAUGAAGAAAGAACUACAUAUUGGGGUAAAACAUCCAGCUUAGAGAAUGAAAUAAAAAAUAAAAAUGAAGCAGUAAAAGAGCCACAUUGCAUUUCAAAGUCUGAAAAGCAAGUAUUAAAAGAAGAAUUUGUGACAAAUAUGUACCAAAGCUUUUUAGAUGGGAAAGAUUUGGAUUUUGAUUACAGCACUGUUGAUGAUAAUGAAGCGUAUGACAACAUAGAUAUAAGAACACAAGAUGAAGAAGAUAAAUAUUUUGAUUCAGAAUCGCCUGAAACUAUAGGUCCAAUUGAAGAUAUAAAUGAAACUGAGACUGAGGAUGAACUGGAUAUUUAUAUGAAAUCAUUGAAGGAGCAGGUUGCUACAGAUAGGCUCCCCUUGGAUAAUCUUGUAUAUGAUAAAUACUCUCAGAUGUAAUCUUUUACAUGUAUAAUAAUUUAGAUGCAAUAUUUAUAAAUAAAAAAGUAUAAAAUCUA